Molecule: messenger RNA, 926 nt
Organism: Cryptomeria japonica (Japanese cedar)
Lineage: Eukaryota; Viridiplantae; Streptophyta; Pinopsida; Cupressales; Cupressaceae
Product: profilin
Exons: 3
Coding region: 259-657 (132 amino acids)
Cellular component (GO): cell cortex
Molecular function (GO): actin monomer binding
Source: RefSeq, a predicted model, not a curated record
ACUCUUGUAUACAACCGGGCGGAACUCAAACUCCGAUUCAAAUUGAUUAAACAACACGACGCCUUAAAUCUUACACCAAAUUGCACAUUCCUGGCUCACGCGGCUUCCGGGCCUUUUUUAACGCCUACAGAGAUAUAUUAUUUGCUCUCAGUCGGAUUCGAUUACCUGAUCGGCUACAAUAUUUUGUGCAUAUAUUUUGCUGUAGUUUGCUGAAAAGUUCUGCUGCUCUGAAUCUAUCGUUCGUUUCGAUCCUUGAGAAUGUCGUGGCAGGCGUAUGUAGAUGACCACUUGAUGUGCGAUCUGGGGCGGGGGAAUCGCCUGUCUGCAGCUGCGAUCAUCGGCCACGAUGGGAGCGUGUGGGCUCAGAGCGACACAUUCCCAGCGAUCAAGCCCGAGGAGGUUACUGGGAUAAUGAAUGACUUUGCGGAACCUGGGUCCCUGGCACCCACAGGACUUUACAUUGGUGGAACAAAGUAUAUGGUUAUCCAAGGCGAGCCUGGAGCCGUCAUCAGAGGAAAGAAAGGAUCUGCAGGUGUGACCAUUAAGAAGACAACCUGUGCCCUUAUCUUUGGCAUGUAUGAUGAACCUGUUACUGCUGGUGAAUGUAAUAUGAUUGUGGAGAGGCUUGGUGACUAUCUUAUUGACCAGGGUAUUUAAUUGCCAUUUACUCAGCUAUGGUGUUGGAUGGGGAUUUUACUGCUCUAUGUAUUAGGACUUUGUCAAUUGAGUAAUCCUUGUUUCUAUACUUAUUUGUAAUUGUGCCCAAGCCAAGUUAGUGAGUACUGAUAAGUAAGUAAAUAUUCUGUAGAGAGAUGUUUGGUGUGCAAAACAUUGUUGAGAUGCUGCAUCCACUUUCCUUGUUCCAUGCUCCUUCCUCUGUUUGAGGAUUCUGAUUUCUAAGUGAAAGAUAUUUAAAUUUGCCAUUC